This is a messenger RNA of Erigeron canadensis, 1306 nucleotides long. RefSeq names its product E3 ubiquitin-protein ligase SPL2. The coding region runs from base 23 to 1150 and encodes 375 amino acids. Lineage: Eukaryota; Viridiplantae; Streptophyta; Magnoliopsida; Asterales; Asteraceae. Gene Ontology annotation, biological process: protein ubiquitination; organelle organization. Gene Ontology annotation, molecular function: ubiquitin-protein transferase activity. The record is from RefSeq and is a predicted model, not a curated record. The transcript is spliced from 6 exons.
UUGAAUUUGGGUAAAUCACGAUAUGUCGUCAGUAUACGAACAACCAGCCAUCGCACUAGUGGCACACAUAGCCACAGCGUUAGACGGUGCAGUAGUAGGCGUUGCGCUAGCUUGUAUUGCAGUCAAUUCCAUUCUCAAUCUCAGAACGACGUCGUCCGCUUUGAAAAAAAUCAAAGCUUCGCCGUCCGUCACCGUCUCCGAUCUCCGCUCUCUUCUCUCUUCCGAUGAUGACACUAAUUCCGCUGAUAAUAAACUCGUAAUCGUUCGCGGUGUUGUUGAACCGACAUCUGCUGCUACUUUGCUUUCUCAUGUGACCAAUGAGGCCGCUGUUAUUGUUCAGAGAACACAAUUGUGUAUAUACAACCAAUGGAGGGGAUUUUUCGGAUGGAACACAGAUUUUAUGUCGUUGGUUGCAAGACACUGGAAAGAGCAAGAAGCUUCAUCGUUAAGAACGGUUCCUUUUAUCCUUGUUGAUGGGGUUAAACAGCCAAAAUGUGAUUAUCUGACCGUAAACCUGGAUGGCUCAACACAUUCUCUACCUCUUACAACUGUAUACCAUAAUUUGCAGCCUGUUCAUGCUUCUGCUUACACUUUCUUUCAGGCAUUUUUUGGUCAUGAGUACCCUGUUGGAGUUGUGGAUGAGGAGAAAAUUCUACCUGUUGGAAAGGAAAUCACUGCAGUAGGCCUUGUCAGGUUGAAAGACGGAAAUCCUGAAGUGAUGGCAAGCAAGGAUUUACCGUUUUUCCUAUCACAUAUGAGCAAAGAUGAGAUGGUAGCGGAACUUGACUUCAAGACAAGAGUUUUAUGGUGGAGUAGUAUUGUGAUUGGUACAUUUGCAACUGGCAUCCUAGGUUAUGCUAUUCUAAGGAAUUGGAACAGAUGGCAAUUGUGGAAACAACAAAAACGAAUUCAGCAACAAACUGCUAUCGAGGCGGAGGCUAUGGAGACGGAAGCUGAAGGGAGCGGUAGUCUUCCAGAAGAGCAGUUGUGUGUGAUAUGUUUACUGAGGCAACGACGAUCUGCAUUUUUACCUUGUGGGCAUCUAGUCUGUUGUCCAAAAUGCGCUAUGUCAGUAGAGCGAGAGAUGUCUCCCAAAUGCCCUGUUUGUAGACAGAUGGUCAGCGCUUCAGUCAGAAUCUUUGACUCUUGAGACAUGAAUAGAAUUAGUAGGGAUCGAUCACUAGCAUUGUAGUUCCCCUUUGUUCUGCUGAUGAGUUUGUUUGUACUUUGUAGACUAGAGAUGUAUCGUGCCACUUUCUUCAUCUUUUUAUAUCUGUGCUAAUAUAUUAGUUUUACUUAUCUAUAA